This is a messenger RNA of Rhagoletis zephyria (snowberry fruit fly), 1234 nucleotides long. RefSeq lists its product as uncharacterized. Gene Ontology annotation, molecular function: protein dimerization activity. NCBI's taxonomy places the organism in Eukaryota, Metazoa, Arthropoda, Insecta, Diptera, Tephritidae. The record is from RefSeq and is a predicted model, not a curated record.
AUAAACCAAAUUUAUUCCAAUACCACUGACAACGGCGCAAAUGUAGUUAAAGCGUCCAAAUUGCUACACGAUAUGCAGCAAGAAAGUUUAGCAAACAAAGAUGCUAUAAAUGAUGUUGAGGCAGAUCAUAUUGAGUCUCAAAUCGCUUCUGUGUUUUCUGUUGUUCGUUGUGCUGCUCAUACUAUUCAGCUAGCAGCAUAUGAUGUCAUAAAAACAAUUGAAAAGGACUUGGAAGAGUGCAGGACGAUUGUAAAAAAAUUGAGAACCUUAGUAAGAGCAGGAAAUACCGACAUCAGUUUGCCAUUCAUCGACAACAGAACUAGGUGGAACUCUACGUAUGAUAUGAUGGAAUCACUUUACCGAAUCAAAGAAUACAUUGAAAAUUUGGAUAAAAACAUGUACAUAAAUUGGUCAUUCGUUAAGGAUUUUCUCACCGCUUUUCAACCAAUCUCUAAGUGCACCCUAAAACUUCAAAAUGAGCAGUAUAUUAUAGGAGACUUCUUCAGGGAUUGGCUUACUUGCGAACUAGAGCUUGUAGACUUGGUACCAGACAAUAUUUAUGCAGAUUCCUUCCUAAAUGCGAUGGAAAUAAGAAAAAAAUUUCCUUUUAGAAUAUAAGGCUUUCGUCGCUGCUCUAUAUCUAGAUCCAAGAUUUAAUUUUGAAGAAACACCUCUCCUCAGCUCUGAGCAAAAGGAUGUUGCAAUGGAUCACUUAAUAAGGACUUACGAAAUGAUCCAGAAAAUUGAAAAUCCAUCAGAAUAUGAGAAUGAUUGCACUUCUGGAGUUGUACCACAUACAACACAGGACAAUGAACUUCCAAGCACAUCGAAAGGGGCGUACCAUAAGUUAACGCUUCACGUAAGGUCAUUGGCAAAAUCGCAAAGUGCAACGAGACCAAUCGUAAAACCUGACAUCAAACAAAAGCUGGUUAAUCUCUGUGUAAAAGGAAUGAAACCGUUCGACACAAAUGUCCUGGAAUACUGGAGAAAAUUUUAUCGGAAUGAGUGUGAGAUGUUGAAGUUAGCGGAGGUUGUAUUAGCAGUACCAGCAACACAAGUUUCUGUUGAGCGGGCUUUCAGCGCACUUUCUACAAUACUCACUAAGUUACGUACAAAAUUGUCAAAAAAAUCGUUAUCGAAUCUAUUGAUAACAAAAUUAAAUUUUGAUAUUCUCCACUUCUCAAAAUUAGAAAUUGAAGAAAAUAAAUAGAUAAAAUAAUGUGAUGUAAUAAUU